This is a messenger RNA of Dictyostelium purpureum, 4761 nucleotides long. RefSeq lists its product as uncharacterized. Bases 1 to 4761 code for a protein of 1586 amino acids. The record is from RefSeq and is a predicted model, not a curated record. The transcript has 2 exons. Lineage: Eukaryota; Evosea; Eumycetozoa; Dictyosteliales; Dictyosteliaceae.
AUGGAUAAAUCAAAAGAUUUGGAAAAAAAAUUAAAAAAAAAUAUAAAAAGAAAUUUAACAUUUUCUUUUUAUUUCGAAAAUCAAAUUCAAUUAGAGGAAUAUAAACAAAAGCUAGAUGAAGGAUAUUUUAAAACAUAUAUUGAAUUUUUAAUUCAAAUAAUAGAUUCACCAGAGAAUCUAUUAGAUACAGAUUUGAAUCUUCAAUACAAUUUUUUAAAGCAACCAGAAGAAAACCAUGAAAUUUUCAAAUCUGUAAAUUUGGUGAUUGAUACUAUAAACUCAAUAAAAGAAUUAGAAGGUGUCAAAAAAGAUAAACUAUUAGAAAAAAUUUUAAAUAGUUUAUUAAAAGGUUAUGAAGAUUCAAAAAUAAACUUUGUUUCAAAAGCUAAAUAUAACAUCAAUAACAACAAUAAUAGUAAUAAUUCAAAUCCAAUGGAUAUAUUUAAACCUAAAUUUAAAAUAUUGUUAGAUAAUUUAGAGUAUUAUGAACAAGAUUUAAAAAGCAUUUAUCCAAAGUUAUCUUAUUCAUUAGAACAUUUAGAUUUUAAAAGAACUUAUGAAAGUGGUGUUUCUUGUGUCAGUAAAGAAAUAGAUGGGGUUUGUUAUAAAGUAGAUAGAGGAAAUGAAAAUCGUUUAAGGCCAGUAAAAGAAUAUGGGGUGUACCACUUUUACUGUAUUUUAUUCGAAAAAGAACAAAAAAUAAUUUCACCAACAUCACUACUCUUUUUCCAAAAUGUUCCUAUUUGUGAUUCAGAAUCACCACAAUAUAAAUCAAUUUUAAAAAUUAAGGAAAAUAAUAAAUUCCAAACCAUCGAAGAAACCCUUCUUUAUUUUCCAGCAAAAAAACAAGAAUUAUACAACUCAUUCAUAUCAUUUACAACACCGGUACAGGCAAAUUUAUUUCAAAAUGGCGAAACCCUUCAUAAUAUUCUUGAACCCAAGAACUCUUCAUCUCCAUUGACCAAGAUUUUAGAUGAACUAUCAAACUCUGAAAAUUUCAUGUUUUCAUUUGGAGCCCAUUUUUUAGUAAGUCUUUUAUUAAACUUUAAUGAUGCAAAAAGUGACAAUUUAAUAUAUAACUCCCAAGAAGAAAUAAUUAUAGGAAUAGACAAUGACGAUUGUAUGAAAUACAAAGACUUUGAAAGAACAUCAUCGGGUAAUCUUAUAAUUAAAUUUAAAAAUAUAUUAUUCACAUUACACUCAAUCAUGGCCCGACGUAUCAACAAUAAAGUUAAAAGCGAGUUUUUAAAAAUAAAUCCAUACGGUGCUGUUAUAGAGUGGUUAACAAAAAUGUAUGAUAAAGAAAAUGCAAUUAUAUCUCAAAUUAAAAAACUAAUAAACUCUGAUCAAUCUAUCAUAAACAAAGAAGAGUCAUUAAAAAUAACUAUGGGCAAUUUAGGGAUACCACAUGUUUUUCCACACAACUGGGUAAAUGAAAUGUUAGAUAGAUUAAUUAAAAUUUUCAAUAUUUUAAACUUAAAUAAUAAUAUUACCCACUCGGGUUUAUUUAAAGAAAUAUAUCCAUUGGCCUCAUUUUAUUACAAUAAAACAUCAACUUUACCGACUCCAAAUGAACAAAACUAUGCAAUUUUCCAUGAUUACAAUAAAAUCGAAGAAUAUUUAAAAAAUGAUCCACAACGUCAGUUUUACUUUGAUAUCAUUAAUAGAACAAACUAUAACACACCAGAUAAACACCAAACAAUCAAAGAAUCGAUUGAAUCAAUUGUAUCGUCACUCAAAGUAUCAGAUCUAAUCAAUAAAGAUAAUAGUUGGUCGUUUAUUCACAUUGUAAAUCUUUUAUUUGACCUAUCAAAAAAACAAAUUAUAAAUGAUAAAACAAUUUUUGACUCAACAUGGUAUAGCUUAUUAAAUGAUUGGCUUGUGGUUUUAAUCAACAAUAGUAUAGAAGAACAAGAGGUUGAUCAAGUAAUUUUAAAUACAUUCGAAUUAUUAAAAAUUGAAAAAACACAUUUAAACGAACCAAAACUUUCCAAACCAAUUAUUUAUUCAAUUAUUGAAAAUGUAAAAGAUAAUAAAUUAAUGAACAAUAUAAUAAAGUCAAUAAAGUUAUUAGAAAAAAGAGGUUGUGAUGUAGAUUGUGUUUACAAUGGUAUAGCUCCAUUAGAUUUGGUUCAAGAAAAUCGUAAUAAAAUAAUUUUCCAAACUCUUAUUAAUCUAGGUGCAGGUAAAAACUCUGAUCCAAUUACAAUCAAUAAUUAUUAUCAAUCAUUAUCAUUAGAAGAGAAAUUAGAAAUUAAUGAAUCUAUAAACAAACUAAAAGAAAAUAAUUCAAAAAUUAAUUGGUUGUUAUCCUUUGAUCAUCUCUUUCAAAAAAUAUCGAUCUCUGGUUCGAAUGAUCUCUCAGAAAAUAGAAAGUUGUAUUUUUUUAAUAAAGAAUAUGUUGAAGAAAGAAUUCUUCGUACAGACACAGAAAUAGAUAUGGUCAAAGAUGGGCUCCACAAAAUAUGUAUUAAAAGAAAUACUAAAUUCCCAGGUUAUCACUUUGCAUUCAAUUCAUUGUAUACACUUCUCUUUGAUCAAAAGUUACCAGUUUCAGAAAUGGGCAUUAUAAAUGGUCAGCCAGUUUUACUUUACGAACUCAACGAAUCCAAAAAUUUUAGACUCGAGGAAUCCCAAAUUGGCAAUCUUUUUAUAAACAACUCAAGUUUAUCACAGUUAAUAAUUAUGCUUGUUUUAUUUGAAAAGUUUGAAGAUAACUUGGAUGAUUAUAUUAUAGAUUCGGAAAACAAUAUAUACUCAAUUAUAAACGACAAUUGUUUUUUACCUUUAAAAAACUAUAGAAACGCCCAUAACAAAGUCAGAAAUACAAAUCUAUCAAUUUUUUCAUUGAAACAAAUGGACUCUGAAAUUUCCUUUGAUGUAGUAACCAACUUUUUAAACUUAGAUAUUUCAAAACUAUUAAAUAAUUUUUUAAAAGAUUUAGAAAAGAUUCAAUUAAAAUUUAUCGAAUUAUUUUUUAACAAUAAUAUCAAAUGCAACAUUUCAAACUCAUUUCUAGGUGUUUUGUUAUAUGGUGGUCAAUUUAAAAAGCUCUUUAGAAGAAUCAAAGCUUUACAAAAUCUAUUCAAGAAAAUUAAAACAAUAUCUUUAAAUCAAAUUGUUGAUUACUUUUUAGGAAAUGCUAAAUUCAAAUCAACAUACAACAUAUUUGGUAAUGAACCUUCAAUUAAUGAAAUUAUGAAACAAUAUGGCAUAUCAGAGGAAAUAUUAAAAAAUCCAAAAAUUAUUACAAAAUAUGGUCCUUCAAAAGCUAUCAUCAAAUUUGGUAAAAUUAGUUCAAUAGAUAAUAUUCGUUCUAUAAUCAAUGACCUAAACUCAUCAUCAUCAAUCACAAGACAAUGUAAAGUUAGUAAUCUAGAUCAAAAGCAAAUUAAAAGUUUUAUUAAAUACUUAAAAAGAGAAGAGAUAACAAAGUCAUAUGAAAGCUAUACUAUUGAUCUUUUAAAUAAGAAUGGAAACAAAAUUAACUAUUUGUCUUUGAAGAAUUUUCAAACUUUAGAAUCCCAACACUUGACCUAUGAUCUAUUUGAAAACCUUCAAAUCAUCAAUCUCUCUGGAUGCAGUAGCUUAACAGAUUUUUCACCAAAAUCAAAACUAUUUUCAUUUCAAACAAAGCUUUUGCAAAUAGAAAAACUUUCACUUAACAACUGCAAGAAUUUAGCAACCAUUUCAAUUUCAGCACCAAAAUUAAAAUUCUUUUCAGCAUUUGGUUGCACAAGUUUAAUAGAUUUAAAAAUAGAUGAAUGUAAAAAUUUAAAAAAUAUCAAUCUUUCAAAUGGUACAUUAAAAGAAAUUAAAAGUAGCAGUAACUGCUCAUCAUUAUCAUCAAAUAGGGAUAGCAGAUUAAAAAUAAUUUUUAACUCACUUUCAAAACUAUCAACCUACAAACACAUGGAAACAAUUGAUAUUAGUAAUAAUCAACUAGAUUAUGUAGAUUCAAUUUCAAUAGUUAGUAUGGUAAUUAGCUUUGAAUCAAAUGGUAUUGAAUUUAAAUAUGAUAAAAUAGGAACUAUUUAUAAAAUCACUGUUUUAGAUUAUUUAGAAUUACCAAAAGAAAACCCAUUAAAAAACACCAAGGGCGAAUAUGGUUCACAAAUUGAUUUAAACAUUAAGACACUAACAGGAGUUACAAGAUUAAAUAAAGAUAAAGUACAAAUGCUAAAUUCCAAUACAGCCAAUUAUACUACAUGUACAAGCCAUGCAAGUUCAAUCUCAACAGAUAAUUCACUUAUCAAUAUUAUGCACAAUGGACAAAAUGCCAGUCUCAUUAGUAGUGAACUCAGUAACAAUAGUUGUAGUUUAGGAAUAAUAGUAACAGACGAAAAAUCACAAAUAAACAGAGUUUAUAAAUACCUAAAUAAUUUCAUUCAUAUCUCAUACAGAUUAAACCCAGAAAACUUUCCAUCAAAGAAUAAUAGCAAAGAAAACUCAGUUCAAUUAGCAGGUCUUUUACUUUUUAAUCCAUUGGAUUUUGAUUUAUCAUCAAUUAAAGAGAAAUAUAAUUCAUUAAAUAGUUUAGGGCCCCUUAAAUUCAAUUUAUUUGGUGUAUCAAACCUCGGAAAAAGAAGUAGUAUCAAUGGUCAACUUCCACCUGAUGAUGUAUGUUUUUUAAAUCUUCACCCUUUAGAUGAAUUAUUACUAGAACGUUAUUCGAUUAAAUCAACAAUUUGGUAUGAAAUCAACACUUUGUUUGAUGAAGAAACAGUUAGAAAUCAAUUAUUUAGUAUUUUGUUAAAAUAA